AUGGAGGACCAAGGGAAUUCCAACAGCAAUGGUAGCAGCACAGGGAGCGAGAAGGGAAGUGGAACAAGGAUAACACGGUCCCAGAGAGGUGGAGGAAGUAGUGGAGGUGGAGGUGGAAACUCUAGCUCGGCUGAAGAGUCAACAACAGUUGUGUGUCCCACAGUGAAAGCGGAGGUGAAGGUGGAAGAGUCAACAAUCUCUUCCACUUCUCCUGAUGCUGUUCAUCCACGCAAGAGAAAAAUACGCAUGAAGGAGACAGAACCUGAAGCCCCACCAGUGUCACUUGUUGACCAACCUAUAAGCAACUGCUACGAGACCUUCUUGAAAAUAAGAAAGCAGAUUGAGCGAAGGAGAGAGAACCUGCGCCCAGUCCAGCCAAAGCCUCCCCAGGGGUUCAAGGACUACCUAAUGAACAGAUGCUCCUAUGUGCUAGCAGGGAAUGCUUCUUCAAGGCUAUCUGUACCUGUGAUCUCCCCUCCAGCAUCCCUGUGCCAGUUACUGAAGGACCUCUUUAAUGAACAGGAGAAGGAGCGGUAUAGGCUAAGAUUACAGCAUCUCAUAGAGAAAGAAAAACUAGUGUUAAGUGUUGAGCAAGAGAUUUUGCGUGUCCAUGGAAGAGCAGCAAGAGCCUUAGCCAAUCAAGCUCUUCCGUUCUCCGUUUGUACAUUUUUGAAGGAUGAGGAGGUUUACAACAUAAUUUCCCCUGAGCAAGAAAAGGAUGGUAAUGCUCGCUCUAGGUAUAAUGGCCGACUCUUUCUUUCAUGGCUACAAGAUGUUGAUGAUAAGUGGGAUAAAAUUAAGGAAAACAUGGUGCUGCGCCACCACAAUGAGGCAGAAUCACUUCAUGCAGUGCAGAAGAUGGAUUGGGAGUGGAAACUGAAGGAAUUAGGCGACCUGGAUGCCAACACCAAACCGCAGAUAGACGACCUGCAUGUACCCAUGGUCCAUGUCUCAGAUGACUUUGACCUCCUUCCAGCCUGAGAGGUAGAGGCUGAUGAAUUGGAUGCAGUUUUUUAUGAUCAUUUUUGUCUUUACAUAAGGGGUGAUUUUGAAGUCCCAAGGUGUGAGAGCUAUAAUUAGACUUCGUACUACGCUUCGUCGUGUAAUGCCUUGCCUGGUCACACCACCUCAACUCCUGCGACUACUUUCGCAGCCCAGAGUAGUGGCGGCUUGGCUUUUUUUUUUUUUUUUUUUUUUUUUUUUUUUUUUUUAGAUAUUUUGCACAUGAGGCAAAACAUGGAAGUGAUGAGACAUUCUGUGGCUGUGAUAUUUUCUUAGUUAAACUUUUUGAACUUUCUGCUGGCUUGCAGAUAGGUCACUUAAAGAGAGAGGUAGAAGCCCUAAGCAUAUUUACCUUUUUUUUUUUUUUUUUUUUUAAUAGAUAUAUGUAUAAUAGUGUUCAAAUUGUCUGUCACACUUCUUUGUCCUCUUCGAUAGAUCUUCCGAUCACUCCCAUGCAGAGGGAGUUUGUAUCAAUACUUUGGACAGAGAAAUGGGUCUGUAUUUCUGUGAUAGAAUCUUUCUUUCCUCUCUCUACUGUUUCUAUCUUGUUUUCCUUGGCCUGUUAUUUGCCAGGAAAAACUGUCCCAAACUAUGAAUAUUUCUUAUGUAAUCUACAUAAGCUUCCACAGUGUUUAACGGUAAAUGUACCUUGCUGUUUGUACCUUUCGCAAGAAAAAAAAUAAAAAUAAAAAUGUUAUGCAUGGAAUAUAAAUGUCAGAUAUCAUAUAUUUGUCAUGGAAGUGCACCAUUUUCUGUUUGAAAUGUAGAUGUAUUACAUUUCCCAUGUUCCCUAUUUUUGAGGGAGCUGUUAUUUCAUCUGUGUCAGAUUGCUGUUUGGUAAUGAUAGAAGGACAUUACUAACCUCAGACAGUUCUUUUUGGUUCAGGUGACAAGAUAAUCGUGUUGCCUGUUUUUUUCUUCCUUUCAAUAGUUUUGAUUAUGUCAUACAUAACUUUAAAUGGAUUUUUGUGAUCUGUCGGCAUUCGGUGUGAUGUUAGGAUUGAUAUGUAACAUGUCAUGUAUGAAGCCUGUCUGUUACCUAAAAGACUAACUUGCUCAAUUUAUUCUUUAAAUGAGAUUAACUCUUAUUCCAUUAAAAAGGGACUUAUUAUUUAAAACUUAACUUUUGUGAAAUAGGGAGAUUGUAUAAUGUCAUAUAUGGUGAAGAGUAAGAAAUUAUAUUGUGAUACAUGUAAUAAUUGUUUGGUGUGUUGAUAAUUGAAGUAUGAGAAACAAAUUCAGUCACCCAAUAAUUAUACAAAUUUUAA
Molecule: messenger RNA, 2270 nt
Organism: Penaeus vannamei (Pacific white shrimp)
Lineage: Eukaryota; Metazoa; Arthropoda; Malacostraca; Decapoda; Penaeidae
Source: RefSeq, a predicted model, not a curated record